AUGAGUGUUUCACACCAGGAUGUGGCUUUGGCCGUGAUAAAUUUUUUGCAGAGUGCUAAGGGAAAGGUUGCUCCCGAUUUCGAGGAGAGUUUGGAUGUUGCCGUCGACUGCAUUGCAGAUGCUUUUGAGGUUGACAAGUCUACCCAGAAGGCAAUUGUUGACUCUAAGUUUGGAGGUAAGGACCUUGUUGAGCUCCUUCAGAGCGUGUCAAUCUCCACUCCCGCUCCUGUGCCUGUCGCAGCAGCCCCAUCUUCAUCAGCAGUCCCAGUGCAUAUCGAUGCAGACGAGGCCAAUUUGAAGGCUGAGGGUGAAAAGUUCAAGACCCAGGGAAACGUUCUUAUGCGUGACAGAGACUUCCAGGGUGCUGUUGAAAAGUACACCGAGGCUUUGAACUUGUUCCCAACCAAUGCCGUCUACCUUUCCAAUAGAGCUGCCGCGUACUCUUCCCUCCACGACCAUGAGUCCGCCGUGAAGGAUGCUGAGGCCGCAAUCAAGAGCGAGCCAAGCUAUGCGAAGGCCUACUCCAGACUUGGACUGGCCAAGUACCUGCUUGGAGAUGCUAAGGCUUCAAUGGAGGCUUACGAGCAAGGUUUGAAGGUGGAGGGUGACAAACAGAGUGAUGCUAUGAAGAAAGGUUACGAGACUGCCAAGAAGAAGGUUAUGGAUGAGCUGAAGGCGUCGUCUUCGAUAACCCCAACUGAUUCUGCCAGUAGGGGUGCUUCUACUCCAGGUGCCUCAACUCCAGGUGCUGGUGCUGGGGGUCUUCCUGACCUUGGUAAUCUGGCUUCCAUGUUUGGCGGUGCUGGUGCUGGUGCCGGUGGUGCUGGUGGUCUUGCUGGUCUCAUGAACAACCCACAAAUCAUGCAAGCUGCUCAGCAAAUGAUGCAGAACCCAGAUGCUCUUAGAAACCUGAUGAGCAACCCUCAAGUAAGACAGAUGGCAGAGAGCUUCGGUCUUGGUGGUGCGGGAGGAGAAGGUGAAGGUGGCCUAGGUGACAUUAUGAACAAUCCCAUGUUCCAGAACUUCAUGGGUGGAAACAACAAUUCUCAAUAA
Messenger RNA from Kuraishia capsulata CBS 1993, 1053 nucleotides. RefSeq lists its product as uncharacterized. The transcript has a single exon. Gene Ontology annotation, biological process: post-translational protein targeting to endoplasmic reticulum membrane. Lineage: Eukaryota; Fungi; Ascomycota; Pichiomycetes; Pichiales; Pichiaceae. Bases 1 to 1053 code for a protein of 350 amino acids. The record is from RefSeq and is a predicted model, not a curated record. Gene Ontology annotation, cellular component: TRC complex; membrane. Gene Ontology annotation, molecular function: protein binding; molecular adaptor activity.